UACAAUCUGGUCAAACAGUCGUUACACACAGCGAAACCAGAACGUCUGGUGUGUCGAGAGAAGGAAGUAGGGGAGAUAACUGAGUUUCUAGAAGGGAAUUUAGAAAAGAAAUCGGCAGGAAGUCUGUAUAUAUCUGGUGCUCCUGGUACUGGAAAAACGGCUGCUUUACUUCAUAUUAUCGAUGAUGUAAAGGAAUCGUACCCUUGUAAAAUAUGUUAUUUAAACUGUAUGAUGGUGAAAGAUUCAGCGACUGUUUUUAAAAAACUCUAUCAAGAAAUAACAGGGAAGGCUUUAACUGGAAAACGUGAUCCAACACGCAGCAUGGAGAAAUGUCUAACGACCAGUAAAUCAAGCAUUAUACUAGUAUUAGAUGAGAUAGACCAACUAGAUAGUAAGAGUCAAGAAGUUUUAUAUACGAUAUUUGAAUGGCCGACCUUGCCUAAUUCUAAAUUAAUCUUGAUAGGUAUAGCCAAUGCAUUAGAUUUAACAGAUAGAAUAUUACCAAGACUUCAAGCUCAACCUAAAUGUAAACCUCAACUAUUAAACUUUGCCCCGUACAGUCGAGAACAGAUAGCUACUGUUAUACAAGACAGGUUAAAAAAGUUAGAAGACUCAGGAAUGUGUGUUAUGGAGGCUAGUGCUAUACAAUUCUGUGCUCGGAAAGUGUCAGCUGUGGCUGGUGAUAUGAGAAAAGCUCUAGACGUCUGUCGGAGGUCUGUAGAAUUAGUAGAGGCAGAAAUCAGAGGUCAGCAAAUUCUCAAAGCUAAAGGUUGUGAUAGUGGUGGAAAUGGCAUCACUAAGAAAAUUGGUGUGAUGCAAAUAUCACGAGUCAUCUCAGAAGUUUACGGCACAGGAGUUAAAACAUCCAAUCAGAAAGAAGAAACAGUUCCGUUACAGCAGAAAUUAGUCACAUGUUCGUUAUUGUUGAUGCUCAAAACUGGGAAAGCCAAAGAGGUUCCAAUGGGAAAGCUUCAUGAAACAUAUCGUAAAUUGUGUGCCAAACGUCAGAUAGCCCCAAUUGACCAGUCUGAAUUCUACAGUUUAUGUGAAUUGUUGGAGUCUAGAGGAUUAAUGGGGCUGAAGAAAGCUAAAGAAGCCAGAUUAGCCAAGGUCAGUUUAAAGUUAGAUGAAAAGGAAUUAGAACAUGCUCUACAGGAUAAAAUACUCAUUUCUACUAUAUUACAAGAGGGAAUUUGA
Molecule: messenger RNA, 1197 nt
Organism: Lottia gigantea (owl limpet)
Lineage: Eukaryota; Metazoa; Mollusca; Gastropoda; Lottiidae
Exons: 8
Biological process (GO): mitotic DNA replication checkpoint signaling; cell division; DNA replication initiation
Cellular component (GO): nucleus
Molecular function (GO): DNA replication origin binding; ATP hydrolysis activity; ATP binding
Source: RefSeq, a predicted model, not a curated record